AUGCAGUCGGCUCGCAAAGAUCUCAUAAUCGACCAUCUCAUAUGGCGCCUGGUGUCAUCCGCCAUACAGCUCAUUCCGUUUGUGUGGACAGUUGGCAUAAUUGGUGCAUGUGUCGUGACAGCAAUCCGGCUCUCCGAACACAGUCCCGCCCUAGCAGUGUUGUCCAUUCCGUUCGCCACCGCAAUUGCAGGCCUGGUCCCGGGUUACCUCAAUGGCCGUUUCGCUGAUUCUCUCUGCAGAGACCUUACCGAGCAGAUGCGCUGUGUCAUGCAGCGUCGAGCUGAACAUUUGCAUGCCCGUCAAAUGCGCCCGACGCCUAUGGAACCCAUUCACGAAGCAUUGGAGGCCACACCCAACAAAGCAAAGCCUUGCGACUCAAAGGAGUUUGUGAGCAAGAAACAUGCUUUCAGUGAUGCGAGAAGCACAUCAUAUGUUCCAGGAGGGUCAAAGUGUCGCUGUUACCACUGCACCAACAAAUCCAGUCCGACCAAAUGCUUCUACCUGAACAAUAGCCAGCCCAGAAAGUCGAACGAUAGCGAACCCAGAAAGCGGAACGAUAACAAACCCAGAAAGCGGAACGAUAGCGAACCCAGAAAGCAGAUAAUAACCGUCGGCUGUUUCAACGAUGGGAGAUAUCCCAAUAUGUCUAAUGACAGAUUCUUGUCGUUCAUUGAGCUCAAUAACCUCCCACCGCCCCCGAAAAAGUCUAGCAACGGCCGUCGCCAAACUGGAUACUCUCAGCCCAUAGCUGCUCAUGCCGACCUCCAACCCCGUGUUCCCCAAUCAGUCCAGCCAGUCCAAUCCCGCACCACACCCAUUCGCCUUUCGAGCUCUCCCCGACAGAUGGUCAUGCGCCCAACUGAGAUUUCUAUAAAGGCCAGGAAGAUGGAGGCAAAGAUUCGGGCUGCGGAGUUGGCGCUAUGCAGGAAUGACACCCCGAUGGACGUUGAUGUCGACAUUUUGACUUGGGAGUACUGA
This is a messenger RNA of Stereum hirsutum FP-91666 SS1, 978 nucleotides long. RefSeq lists its product as uncharacterized. Lineage: Eukaryota; Fungi; Basidiomycota; Agaricomycetes; Russulales; Stereaceae. The transcript has 5 exons. The record is from RefSeq and is a predicted model, not a curated record. The coding region runs from base 1 to 978 and encodes 325 amino acids.